This is a messenger RNA of Aspergillus uvarum CBS 121591, 696 nucleotides long. RefSeq names its product OB-fold domain-containing protein. The record is from RefSeq and is a predicted model, not a curated record. The annotation marks the transcript as partial. The transcript has a single exon. NCBI's taxonomy places the organism in Eukaryota, Fungi, Ascomycota, Eurotiomycetes, Eurotiales, Aspergillaceae.
GAAGGCAUAUUCUUCCACAAAAACCACCCCAUCCACUUCAUCGCCGUAGCAGGCCUCAUCACCGCGCGCACCGAGUACCCGCGCGUGACCGUGCUCACCCUCGACGACAGCAGCGGCGCCGUCCUCGACGUCGUCGUGCAGAAAGCCGAUGGCCCCGCGGAAGCAUCCGGCCCAGCAUCCACCUCCCCAGACCCAACCACAGCACGCGCAAGCGCAAGCGCACCGCAACACAUCUCCCCAACAACCGCCCUCCCGCUCGACAUCCACCCCCUCAUCCCCGGCGCCCUCGCGCACCUGAAAGGCACGCUCUCGACCUACCGCCACAACAGAAUGCAGCUGCAGCUCGAGCGGUGCUCCCUGCUGCGCGGCGGCGUCAACGCGGAGAUGCGGUUUCUCGAUCGGCGGAAUCGGUUCCGGGUCGAGGUGCUGGAUGCGCCGUGGGUGCUGGCGCCGGAAGAGCUGGCGCGGUUGCGGUGCGAGGCGGAUACUGAAGAGGAGCGCGGCGAGGCGGAGGUGGCGAGAUGUCGGCGGCGGGGGAGGCGGCGGGUCGAGAGGGAGGAGCGCGACUGCCGGAAAAUUUGGGGGCGGUGGGAGGUCGAGGAGGGGAGGAGGGAGAGGGAGGCGGCUGUCGUGCGGGAGGCCGGGGUGGAGUUGAUGCGGGUGCUGGGGAGGAGGGGGGGUGAAGAGGGGGACUGA